AUGAUAGUUGUCUGGUCCGAGGAGCCAGAGCAAAUACGCCAGUUCAUUUCGGGCGAGGAAUUUAUCGAGACCCAGGACAACUUCUAUGAGGUCUUGCGGUUCCUAAGCCGACAUCAUCUUGGAUUUGGCAAGUACAACAAGAACGAUCCGCAGGCAUACCAGGUGGUGGUAAAGCUGCUAUGGGAGGACGGUAAGCUCAAUACUGCCCAUAAAACAGUGUUUCAAGACUAUGAAGACAACUUACGACAAUGCGGACUGAUAUAUGCUAUUAAGAUGCCAUAUAGAUGGACUCUUGUGUGGGUGAAAAUCCAUAACAGCAAAUAUGUUGAAAUACAUCAAAUUGACACGAAGCCCCGCGAGAUUGGGCGGCUGAAAGAGACCCAAUUGGACGAGAUCAAGCGCAAUAUCUGCCUGAUGCUGUCUCUGGAGACCACGGACGAUCUGGCGUCCAGCUUCCGGUACUGGAUGCCAGUGAUGGAAGACGAGAAUUUGAGCAACGAGGCCUUGCUAAUAAUCAACUUGAAGCAGAUUUUGGAAGGAUACCAAUGGCAUGGGUUCGGGCUCAAAUGCGAGAGCAUCAAGUUCAAUUACCACACGCUAAUCACCGGAUUCAACGACUUCAGAAGAGCUUUCCAUACUCAUUUGGUAGAAGGCAGUCCGGAGCCGCAAGAAGUGAUGGAAGUGCACGAAAAAACACCCGAACCGGCCAAGAGGCCGCCGACUGAGGAUCUGCCUUUGCGAAAACGGACUCGGCGCGGAGGCGAAGAAGAACAGACGCCGAAACCGAAGGAAGUGAAGGAAAAGGUGGUGGAUACCGUUAUCCACGAAAACCAGCCGUGCUACGUGACUGUGGAAAAUUUGGAGCAGAUCAAGCAGGAGAUCAAGUACGAUCCGAAGAAACUGAAGCAGAUGGUGAAGGAUUUCCAGACGAAAUACGAGGAAAUCCAAGCAAAGUUCUAUUCAAGGUGGGCCAGACAGUCCGGUUCGAACGACGUGGACGAGGAGGACGAAUCGAGUUUCUCGAUGUACGGUCCGACUCAAGCAGAAUACGAGAUUCUGAUCUCGCAGGAAGUCGUUGCCACCAAGACGCUGCUAAAGAAGCUCUCUCACAUGGACAUAUUUCCGAAUCAGCAGCAGAUGCGGGCCAUCUCGAAUGCCAGACGGUGGAUCAAUCAGCGGUUCAAAUACGACCCUUCAACCAAGACAGUGCAGUACCUGCGUGAUUCCAACGUGGUGAUACCCGACUACCUUGACAUUCCAUACAUCGUGAUAGCUACUCACCUCCAUUUUGACUGUUUGCCGCCCCUAUUAACAUACAAUCAUGUUCGCCGAAACUGGUACAUUUCGAAGAAGACCGUGGACUAUAUCAUUGCUCAGUGCGAAUACUGCAAUCACUGA
This is a messenger RNA of Ogataea parapolymorpha DL-1, 1398 nucleotides long. RefSeq lists its product as uncharacterized. NCBI's taxonomy places the organism in Eukaryota, Fungi, Ascomycota, Pichiomycetes, Pichiales, Pichiaceae. The transcript has a single exon. The record is from RefSeq and is a predicted model, not a curated record. Bases 1 to 1398 code for a protein of 465 amino acids.